AUGGAAGAGGUUGGUGUAGAUUACUUCCUUGAUUUGGCAUCAAGAUCAUUGCUGGAACAAUCAAGUGGCAGUAAAUCAGGUUGUAAAGAUCUCACUCUAUUACCAAGAGAUAUGUGGAAACUCAUUAACUUACGCCAUCUUGAUAUUAGCAAAAUUGCCAUAAAGGAGAUGCCAAUGCAGCUGAAGCUCCAAAACGUUGUAUCUCCUACAAAUGCUCUAAAAGCAUGCUUGAGUGAUAGGGAGUAUCUUGAGGAGUUGGUGUUGGAUUGGAAUGCAUUGGAUACUAAUAUUUCAGAAUGUCAAAGAUCUUUACUUGACAAUCUCCGACCCCAUAGUAACUUGAGAAGUCUCGCUAUCCAUAACUAUGGCGCCAAAAGUCUUCCAGAUUGGGUUGGGCAUUAUUCGUACUCUAAUAUAGUGUCUCUUCAACUAAAAAAUUGUAAACUUUGUCCCAACUUGCCACCACUUGGAGAGCUACCCUCUUUGCAGCACCUCUCUAUUGUCGGGUUUGAAGGAGUUGUUAAAGUGGAUCGAGGGCUACCAGUUGAUCUUCCAUCUGCAGUCGAACUAGAGAUUCUGGAAUGUCCGCAGCUGGAGGCUUCACUCCCAAAGGCUCCUUUUGUACGAAAAUUACAGUUAAGAGAUUGUAAUGAGGUUCUGUUAAAGGAAUUGCCAACUAAAUUGGAGGAGCUCAAAAUUGGAGGAUUUGGGGCACUAGAAUCCUUUCCCAUGGGAAUGGUGGCCCCCAUCAACUGUCUUCAUGUGUUAGAAAUCGAGAAAUGUAUGAAGUUAGAGCUCCCAACACACUUAGACUUUUCAUCCCUUGAAAGAUUGUUGUUGGACGAUUGUGAUUCCCUCAAGUCAUUUCCAUUAGAUUUAUUUCCAAAGCUUAAAUCUAUCGAUAUCUGGGGGUGUAAGAACCUGAUAUCUUUUACAGAUUCAGAACAACAUGGACGUGAUUUAGCGAUCUUGCAUAUUGCCAUCGGAUAUUGCCCUAAUUUUGUAUCUUUUCCAAAAGGAGGAAUUCGUGCCCCCAAACUUUCAUUCUUUUAUGUCGCUAAUUGUGAAAGUCUAAGGUCACUGCCAUCGAAGAUGCAUAUACUCCUCCCUUCUCUUAAUGUUUUUCAGAUAUUUGAUUGUCCAAGAGUUCAGUCGUUUCCCGAAGGGGGCUUGACUUCCAAUGUUGUAAAUAUGGGUUGGGGUUUGCAAAAACUCCCGUCUCUUAAAGAUUUGAGGAUCGGUGGCAAAUAUGAAGAUGUGGUAUCUUUUCCAGAGCCAGGGUUGCUGCCUUCGGGUCUGACUUAUCUUUGUAUCGAUGAAUUUCCAAAUAUGAAAUCUUGGGACAACAAAGGGCUUCAACACCUCACCUCUCUUCAACAUUUGAGGGUCAUGAACUGCCCUAAGCUCAAUUGCAUGCCAGAAGAGGGGUUGCUUACUUCCCUUUCUGUAAUAGAGAUCAAAGUAUGCCCUUUGUUGAGGAAACAGUGGCAAAGCAAGAAAGGAAAAGAACGGCGAAAAAUUCCUAACGUCGAUCACAUAUUGAUUGAUGAUGAAGAAUAUAUUGGAUGA
This is a messenger RNA of Corylus avellana, 1569 nucleotides long. Lineage: Eukaryota; Viridiplantae; Streptophyta; Magnoliopsida; Fagales; Betulaceae. The record is from RefSeq and is a predicted model, not a curated record.